Molecule: messenger RNA, 715 nt
Organism: Vavraia culicis subsp. floridensis
Lineage: Eukaryota; Fungi; Microsporidia; Pleistophoridae
Exons: 1
Coding region: 1-546 (181 amino acids)
Biological process (GO): endoplasmic reticulum to Golgi vesicle-mediated transport
Cellular component (GO): endoplasmic reticulum membrane; Golgi membrane; COPII-coated ER to Golgi transport vesicle
Molecular function (GO): COPII receptor activity
Source: RefSeq, a predicted model, not a curated record
AUGCUGCUUCUAUUCGUCCAAUCAGUUCUCAUACUCCUCCUAAUCACCACCAUAAUAAUAGCAGUAGCUCUUCUGCUGUACCACACGGUCAUAUAUAUAGAGGAUCACGCGAUUGCCGCCCGCAAGAAAAUUGAAAACAUCAUUCUCACGGUAUCGGUAUUACACGUCUUUCUGCUGUUCCGUUCGGUGAACAUCUUUCAAAUCGUAUUUUCGCUCAGCGUGCAGUACAUUUUCUAUCAUUUGUUGCUCAAGUACCCCAAUUUUGGUGUUAUGGAUCCGUACCUGAUUGUUGGUACGGUGCUUGCGCUUGUCAACCACUUUUUGGUGUUGAGACUGCUUAUCCUGAACUAUUGGGUGCUUGAGGUCGUGGUGUACUUCUUUGUGUUUGUGUGGCUUACGCCGUUUUGCUUUUAUGUGUCGUUGAGCGCUAAUGAUGAGGUUUUUGUGCCUGUGAGAAACGCCAAGAGGGAAACCUUGCUGGGCAGGCUUAUGAAAGGUGUGAUGAACAGGGUUAGAAGGGACAGCAAGGAAGAUAAGUGUAAUUAAAGGUGGUUUAGUAGAAAAUGCCAGAAAAUUGUGUUUGAGCAUGAAGUGGUGAGUAAAUGCAUUUAUUACAAGUGGUGAGUAAAUGCGUUUAUUACAAGUGGUGAGGUGUGGUAGCAGCGCAAAUGAACAGUAAUUUUGGACAAACUCUUUUCAAACAAUAAAACUGGCA